Molecule: messenger RNA, 1773 nt
Organism: Nematocida major
Lineage: Eukaryota; Fungi; Microsporidia
Exons: 1
Coding region: 1-1773 (590 amino acids)
Source: RefSeq, a predicted model, not a curated record
AUGAACUUACGCAUACCAAUCGGGUUUAUAACUCUGAUAAUCGCCAUGAUUAUGUCAGCCUUUGUAGUCUUUGACUUAACGAGGCACAUGGGAAAAACCAAUGACGGUAUAAUAGAAGCAUUGCUCGAUACAAGGGGAUAUCCAGAGCCCCAACAGCACAUGCCAUUCGCAAACAAAGAGCUAACUACAAAUAACGCCGCAAACAUGGAAGGUGAUGUAAAGCCCCAGCACCACGACACGCCAUUCGCAAACAAAGAGCCAACUACAAAUAACGCCGCAAACAUGGAAGGUGAUGUAAAGCCCCAGCACCACGACACGCCAUUCGCAAACAAAGAGCCAACUACAAAUAACGCCGCAAACAUGGAAGGUGAUGCAGAGCGCCAAAACUGCUGGGUGUUCUUAAAAAAAGGUUCACCUAAAAACUACAUCAUAAGUAAGUAUGGUGAACACAAAAAUGCUUUGUGCUUUGUAAAAGACCUAGACAGCCCCAUUUCAAAAGUGGACUUAAAGAUAGACUUUGAGCAAUUCGGUGCAAACGAAACAUCCGAAAUAGAGAUCAAGUACAAGCUCCUGAACGGGGACAAUCUGCGAAAAAACUUUGCUAAAUACAAGAAAAACUGUAUUUUUGGCAAGGUAGACCCAAUUGUCGAGAAUUCUGUGGAAAUGUCCAAAUUCUUGUGUUUUGCCUCAGAGCUGGCGUAUACGAACUUUUAUGCAAAUAUAAUUGCAGACAGGAGGUUUAUCGAGCGUAAGAGUGGGCUUUUGAAGGAUGAUGAUGAACUGAAAAAAAUUCUCUAUUUCGGGUGGGAGUCUUGCCUUUGGUCGGAAAAUUACUACGCAUCGCUGAAUGAACUUUUAAAAAAUGUUUUCCAUGAAAAGAACUAUCCUGAAAUAGAAGCCUUUCGGCAGGUUGAGCUUCUUGGAGGUCUUGCAUUUGUGUAUGACGCCGUGAAAUUUAACACAUUCAACACGAUAGAGCUGAUAAUUUCAAGGUACCAGCAGACUUUGAGGGUCUUUGAGGACGAGAAGAACCUGGAAGAUAAGCUGCACAAGCUAGCAGCAAUCCAGCUUAGAUCAAAUGCAUACUCUCUGUUAGACUCUUUAAUGCUUCUAGACUAUAUUCUCGAGAGCAUAAAAAAGAUAUCCAAAGAAUAUGAGGGAUUCGUUAAGGAAGGCAGCAUUUCGGCUGCAGUGGCAGGGACCAGAGAAGUGCAUGUGCUUAACUUCUCCAUCAUGGACAGCCUAAAUAACAGCACCUUCAGAAAAAACAAUAUAUUCACGAAGCAGAAGUUUACCUGGACAAAUUACAUCGACAUAGAUAGGAAUGUGACCGAAACAUUACAACAUGAGAUAAGCGCGGCUUGGGAAUCUCCGAAAACGAGCAUGAAGGAAGACUUGGAGAUGCUUUGGGAUCUUCUGAAAAUGUUAAAAACACGUUUGGGAACAGGCCAGACCUCCAUAUUAGUGAAAGGCAUGUCUCUGGAUAAAGCAAGUUCUGAUGGUGUGAGGAAUAUCAUGAAAAGUAUUUAUGAUAGGAUUUUAUGGCUGCAACUUGGCUACAUUUCUGCUAUUACAAAAUUCGAUGGUAAGAUAAGCGAUUUCUGCAAAAACAUACCACUUUACUGUUUGUCGGAUGUGCAUGAGUAUGAAUCGAUGCCAAAUAACCCAAUGAAAGGCAAGGUUGCGCUAGAAAAACACAGGAGUGCCUACGAAGAAGCCCUGGUAUACAAUGAUACAUCCACAGCACCGGCAAGCAAUCCCAGCACAACAUAA